Saccoglossus kowalevskii is the source of this 1575-nucleotide messenger RNA. RefSeq lists its product as uncharacterized. Gene Ontology annotation, biological process: regulation of transcription by RNA polymerase II. The record is from RefSeq and is a predicted model, not a curated record. Gene Ontology annotation, molecular function: DNA-binding transcription factor activity; RNA polymerase II cis-regulatory region sequence-specific DNA binding. Lineage: Eukaryota; Metazoa; Hemichordata; Enteropneusta; Harrimaniidae.
AAUAAUUGCGUAAUGGAACAACCAGGUGAAAAACCAUUUCAGUGCCAACUCUGUGAGAAGAGUUUCGGAUCUACUUAUGUUCUAAAGCGACACGUGCGAACACAUACUGGUGAAAGACCAUACAGUUGUAAAAUAUGCAAAGAGAGCUUUAAUCAGUCGAAUAUUUUAAAAUUUCAUAUGAUGACGCACGCAGAUGAAAAAACGUUCCACUGCAAAGUGUGUGAAAAGAGUUUCAGUAGACGCUCCGGUUUAAUACAACAUAUGACAGUACACACUGAUGAAAAGCCACACAGUUGCAAAGUUUGCAAGAAAAGUUUCCGACUGUCAAGUAGUUUGAACAAGCACCUUGUAACCCAUACAGAGGAAAAACCAUACAGUUGCACAGAAUGUGAAAAGAGCUUCAGUUGGGUGAAUAGUUUGUCAAGUCACAUGAAGACGCACACAGGCGACAAACCAUUGCAAUGUGAGAAAAGUUUUGUGGGGCUUGAUGGUCUGAAACACCACAUAAGGACACACACGGGUGAAAAAACAUUUCAGUGCCAACUCUGUGAGAAGAGUUUCGGAACUACUUAUGUUCUAAAGCGACACGUGCGAACACAUACUGGUGAAAGACCAUACAGUUGUAAAAUAUGCAAAGAGAGCUUUAACCAGUCGAAUAUUUUAAAAUUUCAUAUGAUGACGCACGCAGAUGAAAAAGCGUGUCACUGCAAAGUGUGUGAAAAGAGUUUCAGUAGACGCUCCAGUUUAAUACUACAUACAAGAGUACACACUAAUAAAAAGCACAGUUGCAAAGUUUGCAAGAAAAGUUUCCGACAGUCAAGUACUUUGAACAAGCACCUUGUAACCCAUACAGGGGAAAAACCAUACAGUUGCACAAAAUGUGAAAAGAGCUUCAGUUGGUUGUAUAGUUUGUCAAGUCACAUGAAGACGCACACAGGCGACAAACCAUUGCAAUGUAUGCAAUGUGAGAAAGGUUUUGUGAGACUUGAUGAUCUGAAACACCACAUAAGAACACACACGGGUGAAAAAACAACAUUUUGUUGCAAAGUAUGCGACAAAGGUUUUAGUCGGGCAUUUAAUCUGAAAUCUCACAUGGUGACGCAUGAAGAGAGAAAAUUUCAUUGCCAAGUAUGUGAUAAAAAGUUUGCAUAUUCACUGUCAUUUCAAAGCCAUAUGAAGAGGCACACUGGUGAGCUACCAUUUCAAUGCAAAGAAUGUGAACAAAGCUUUACUCUGUCGAAGACUCAGAAACAUUACCCUAUGUCGACACCUCGUGCAGAAAAAACAUCUUCUCGUGAACUGUAUGAGAAUAGUUUGAAAAGAUUAACUGGUGAGAAAAUCUAUCAUUGUGAGCGAUGUGGUACCAGUUUCAGCCAUUCAUGUCAACUUAAUCGACACAUGUUAUCGAACUCACAUUGUGAGAUGAGUUGUACUUCUACUGCUAACAGAAUGACGACAAAAGAAAAUUCUAGAAAAAUUAUGUUUUCUACAAUAUGCCAUCCGCAUAUUUUGUUAGAAUGUUUAGAAGCGGAGAGCGAUGGUGAAGAAAUGUUCAGGAUUAAUUUGUUGCUUUAG